AGAAGAAUAAUAAGAAGAAGAAUAAUAAUAAGAAGAAGAAGACGACUACUUCCGGGUUAAAUCUAAGCUGAGUACAGUGCACCAUAGUUUCUGUUUUUAUAUCGACAAGAGAACGCCUGUGAUUAAAGAGAAUCUGAUUCUGACGGCAUCAAAGAGGCAACAUGGCGACCACCAUCAGCACCCAGCGAGGACAGGUGUACAUUGGGGAGCUUCCCCAGAGCUUCUUGAGGAUCGCUCCAACCCAGCAGCAGCACCAGGUCCAGCUAGAUGCCCAGGCAGCCAGGCAGUUGCAGUAUGGAGGCUCAAUAGGCACUGUAGGACGGCUCAGCAUUACUGUGGUCCAGGCCAAGCUGGCUAAAAACUAUGGUAUGACCCGGAUGGACCCAUACUGUAGAAUCCGACUGGGCUAUGCAGUCUAUGAGACACCAACUGCUCACAACGGAGCCAAGAACCCGCGAUGGAACAAGGUUAUCCAGUGCACUGUGCCUCCUGGAGUGGACUCCUUCUAUCUGGAGAUUUUUGAUGAGAGAGCAUUUUCCAUGGACGACAGAAUAGCAUGGACUCAUGUGACCAUCCCUGAAGGCCUAAGGGAAGGCAGUGUGGUGGACGAGUGGUUCAGCCUCAGUGGCAGGCAGGGUGAUGACAAGGAGGGCAUGAUCAACCUGGUGAUGUCUUUUUCUUCCUUACCAGCGGGGAUGAUGACUCAGCCUGUUGUCCUAAUGCCCUCUGUGUAUCAGCAAGGAGUAGGAUAUGUGCCCAUUGCAGGAGUCCCAGCAGUAUACAACCAAGGCAUGGUCCCCAUGGCAGUGCCAGCAGCCAUGCCAGGUGUUGGGAGCCAGGGGCCGGUGUGCAGCGAGGAGGACCUGAAGGCUCUGCAGGACAUGUUCCCCAACCUGGAUAAGGAGGUGGUUCGCACUGUGCUGGAUGCACAGCAGGGCAACAAGGAUGCUGCCAUCAACUCUCUGCUGCAGGUGGCCGAGGAGCUCUAACUGCAGAAUACAAGCUCAGUGGACAUGCUAUAUACAAAUAAACAUGCAAGCAUAUUUAUAUUCCUACCCUUUGUAUACAUGCGCACGCAUGCACAUUGUCUUUUUAUAGUUGUGAGAACACUCGGUAAGAUGAUGCAUUUCCUAGCACUUUACCCAUACCUGAACCAUCACAGACAAAUGCCCGACCUUUACCUAAUCUAAACCUCAUCCUAACCUUGAUACUAAUGCCAACUGCUGACCCUCAGACAGGUCUUUGAAGUUGAGGACUGGCCAGACUGUCCUCACAAUGAUGAGUCUAAGUACAACCAUAGAAAGAAAUGUACGUGCAUGCAUGUGCGCACACACACACACACACACACACCUACAGCCCUUCAACAGUGUGGCUGAUAGCUUACCCAUUUCUGGGCUCCACCAGCUGGUGAUGUCAGGUGUCUCCCCCUUUAUUGACAACUUUUUGCCUAACGGUACACGAAGCCUUUGACUCUCUGCUAAUGAGAGCUCUCUGUCACAACUGGCACUGUAUGUAUUUAGAAAAUUCUUUUAAGUCAGGACAGAUCAUAAAGUUGUGUAUCAUGGUAGAGACUCAAACUAAACAUUGGAUUGAUAGUAGUGUUACUUGAUGGGUAUUGUCAAUCAUUCCAGCCCAAAUCAUUGUGUUUCUUGAUGGUUUCAGUGUUACAAUUUUUCACUGUAUCCAUGGUAGCACCAUCUGUAUUCCCCCAGUGUUUGAUUUGUUCUGUUUGAGCUGUAAAUAUUCAUGCUCAGAGUCCAUCUUCUGUCUAUGUCGAUGGUGUUACGACUUUGUCUAAAGCCUCUUUGUAGAAGCCUGCAGUGAACUACUUCUGUUUCACAUGUACGCUGGUGGAUUCUAAAUCUUAUAAACUACUGUGGGUAUAUUAAAUGUGUAAAUAAAU
Monopterus albus (swamp eel) is the source of this 1903-nucleotide messenger RNA. It is a transcript of the gene tollip, whose product is annotated as toll interacting protein. Gene Ontology annotation, molecular function: ubiquitin conjugating enzyme binding; ubiquitin binding. Gene Ontology annotation, cellular component: cytoplasm. The record is from RefSeq and is a predicted model, not a curated record. NCBI's taxonomy places the organism in Eukaryota, Metazoa, Chordata, Actinopteri, Synbranchiformes, Synbranchidae. Gene Ontology annotation, biological process: ubiquitin-dependent protein catabolic process. Bases 162 to 989 code for a protein of 275 amino acids. The transcript is spliced from 6 exons.